AUGUCGACCAAGGCUGAGUCCUCUCGCCCUCGGGCGGCGGACACUAAGAAGGUCCAUAUCGCCGAUACCGCCAUGACUCGCAACAACUGGUACAAGCACGUCAACUGGUUGAACGUCUUCCUCAUUCUCGGCAUCCCGGCCUAUGGCUGCAUUCAGGCCCUCUGGGUGCCCCUCCAGCUCAAGACUGCCAUCUGGGCGGUUGUGUACUACUUCUUCACUGGCCUGGGUAUUACUGCAGGAUACCACCGUCUCUGGGCUCACUGCUCCUACUCCGCAACUCUGCCUCUGCGCAUCUGGCUCGCCCUUGUUGGUGGCGGUGCCGUUGAGGGUUCCAUUCGCUGGUGGGCUCGCGGCCACCGUGCUCACCACCGUUACACCGAUACCGAGAAGGACCCUUACUCCGUCCGCAAGGGUUUCUGGUACUCCCACCUCGGCUGGAUGGUCAUGAAGCAGAAUCCCAAGCGUAUCGGCCGUACCGACAUCUCCGACCUGAACGAGGAUCCCGUCGUCAUCUGGCAGCACCGUCACUAUCUGAAGGUCGUCUUCGGUAUGGGUCUGAUUGUUCCCAUGCUCGUUGCUGGUCUCGGCUGGGGUGAUUGGUUCGGUGGUUUCGUGUACGCUGGUAUCCUGCGCAUCUUCUUCGUCCAGCAGGCCACCUUCUGCGUCAACUCCCUGGCUCACUGGCUCGGUGACCAGCCCUUUGAUGACCGCAACUCUCCCCGUGACCACGUCAUCACUGCUUUUGUCACCCUGGGUGAGGGAUACCACAACUUCCACCACGAGUUCCCCUCCGACUACCGCAACGCCAUCGAAUGGCACCAGUAUGACCCUACCAAGUGGACCAUCUGGACCUGGAAGCAGCUCGGCCUGGCCUACGACCUCAAGCAGUUCCGUGCCAACGAGAUCGAGAAGGGCCGUGUUCAGCAGCUCCAGAAGAAGAUUGACCAGAAGCGUGCCCGUCUUGAUUGGGGUACUCCUCUCGACCAGCUCCCCGUCAUGGAGUGGGACGACUAUGUUGAGCAAUCCAAGAACGGCCGUGGCCUGAUCGCCAUUGCCGGUGUUGUCCACGACGUGACCGACUUCAUCAAGGACCACCCCGGUGGCAAGGCCAUGAUCAGCUCUGGUAUUGGCAAGGAUGCCACCGCCAUGUUCAACGGUGGUAUCUACUACCACUCCAACGCUGCCCACAACCUGCUGUCCACCAUGCGUGUUGGUGUCAUCCGUGGCGGCUGUGAGGUCGAGAUUUGGAAGCGCAGCCACAAGGAGAACUCCGAGUAUGUUCGCGAUGAGGCUGGCCAGCGCGUCAUUCGGGCUGGCCAGCAGGUCACCAAGAUUCCCGAGCCCAUCCCCACUGCGGAUGCCGCUUAG
Molecule: messenger RNA, 1368 nt
Organism: Penicillium daleae
Lineage: Eukaryota; Fungi; Ascomycota; Eurotiomycetes; Eurotiales; Aspergillaceae
Product: stearoyl-CoA 9-desaturase sdeA
Exons: 2
Coding region: 1-1368 (455 amino acids)
Biological process (GO): unsaturated fatty acid biosynthetic process
Cellular component (GO): endoplasmic reticulum membrane
Molecular function (GO): iron ion binding; stearoyl-CoA 9-desaturase activity; heme binding
Source: RefSeq, a predicted model, not a curated record